Molecule: messenger RNA, 4156 nt
Organism: Oncorhynchus nerka (sockeye salmon)
Lineage: Eukaryota; Metazoa; Chordata; Actinopteri; Salmoniformes; Salmonidae
Product: RNA-binding motif, single-stranded-interacting protein 1-like
Exons: 14
Coding region: 118-1329 (403 amino acids)
Cellular component (GO): cytoplasm; nucleus; ribonucleoprotein complex
Molecular function (GO): mRNA binding
Source: RefSeq, a predicted model, not a curated record
UGUUUGGUUCCAGGGUGAGGUCUCCCAACGAGAGAAUUGACUGACAGAAAAACCGAAUUGAAGGAAAUACUGAAGUAACCUUCAGUUCCGGCGCGACUAGUUCAUCUUUCUAUAUUCAUGGGAAAAGUGUGGCAACAACAGAUGUACCCCCAGUACUCCUAUUACUACCCCCGAUACCUGCAAGCGAAGCCACCUGUUGCCUCCUCCUCCCAGCCCAUGGCUCCGCCCAGCCCCAGCACCAACAGCAGCACCAACAACAGCAGUAGCUCCAGCACUGCAGGUUGGGAGCAACUCAGUAAAACCAACCUGUACAUCCGAGGCCUUGCCCCAGCCACCACCGACCAUGAUCUGGUCAAGCUUUGCCAGCCGUAUGGCAAAAUUGUAUCAACAAAGGCCAUCCUGGACAAGACGACAAACAAAUGUAAAGGUUACGGCUUUGUGGACUUUGAUAGCCCUGCUGCAGCUCAGAAAGCUGUCACUGCCCUGAAGACCAGCGGGGUCCAAGCCCAGAUGGCUAAGGUGAGGCAACAAGAACAAGACCCAACCAACCUAUAUAUCUCCAACCUGCCGCUGUCGAUGGACGAGCAGGAGCUUGAGACCAUGCUCAAGCCCUUUGGCCAGGUCAUCUCUACCCGAAUACUGAGGGACUCCAAUGGAACCAGUAGAGGAGUGGGCUUUGCAAGGAUGGAGUCGACAGAGAAAUGUGACUCCGUUAUCUCUCACUUCAACGGGAAGUUUAUUAAGACACCACCUGGAGUUACUGUGCCACCGGAGCCCUUACUGUGUAAGUUUGCUGACGGCGGGCAGAAAAAGAGGCAAAGCCAGUAUACAUUUUUGCAGAACAGCCGUGCGUGGGCUAGAGACGGCGAUGCUAGACUGGCUGGAAUGACCCUCACGUACGACACCACCACAGCGGCUAUGCAAAACGGAUUUUAUGCGUCUCCAUACAGCAUCGGAAACAGGAUGAUUGCUCAAACGUCCAUGUCUCCAUAUCUCUCACCUAUCUCCACGUACCAGGUACAGAAUCCCUCCUGGGUUACUCACCAGCCCUACAUCAUGCAGCACCCAGGAGCGGUGAUAUCGCCCUCUAUGGACCAUACUAUGUCACUACAGCCUACAUCCAUGAUGAGCCCUCUCACUCAGCAGAUGAGUCAUCUCUCCAUGGGUAGCACAGGAACGUACAUGGCUGCAAACUCUAUGCAAGGAGCCUAUAUUCCCCAGUACACACACAUGCAGGCCACAAAUGUUCCAGUGGAGGACAACAGUCAGCAACAACAGGUGGAGUCAUCAAGUGAUCAUUCCCCUUACACCUACCAACAAACCAAGUAAUACGGAGUGCCAAGAAGUCGAGGGACUGGAGGGAGGCAUAGGCUGAGAUGAACUCUGCCUUGUUGGCCGCAGAUCGGCAGUUCCAGAGGCUACCGGAGACCUGGAACUCCACGUGGGUCGUGCGCGCUGGGACCACCAGAUUAGAGUGGCCGCGGCCACGCGGUGUGGAGCGUUUGUAUGGUCUGUGCAGAGAGGAGAGAAUCAGAGUGUACAAUCAUUUGACUGUCUUGGUUGUGUCCUCAGGUGUGGUAGGAGCCCAGAAGACAGAGUGGGAUGACAGUUCAAACAAUCAUGGCUGCUUCUGGUGAUGGAUUGUGCGUUAAGGAUUUAUCCCCAUUUUGUACAGAAUUCUGCAAUGAUUUACUUUUGUUUGUGAUAAGAAAAACAUGUGAGACAAUUUUGGUAUGUCCCAUGAGGUGCAAAUAAGUGAUUAAUUUCAUCAAAGGAUUCAAAUUCUCUAAAAAAAUAAGAAAAAGUAGUUGUAUUUUACUAAAGAAAGAAUGUUUAUUUUUUACCAAGAAUUGUCACAUGGAUGCAAGAACCUAUAGAGGAUCAUGUGACUUGUUGUUUAUGGUGCAUGAUAGUAAAGAUGUAUUUUGUUAAUAUUUUUUUAUAAUUUUAAUUGAGUUUUUCCUCUUAUUUUGUACUGAAAUAGAAUUUUCUGAAGUUGUAUUAUUUAUCUUGAAAAUGAUGUUUUGUGCUUGCUGUGUGAGUGUUGCUAUGGUGACGUGUUAAAUGUUUCUUAUUGUAAAGUGAUUUAUCUUAGUGGUCUAGAUUGAUCUUUCCAUCUAGACUACAGUAGCUGUAUAGGCAACCUCCUAGGCUAGAAAUGAGGAAGUCAUGGUGAGAGCUAUUGCCUUGUAAAUCAGUGAAAUAGGGCUUUUCCUUUGGAUAUAGCAAAAUAAAUCUGCUGUGUUUAAAUGUUCUUGCUUUUCCCCUCUGAAAAUGAAUCUAAAGUAGAAGUUUUUGAGAAAAAAUGUUUAGAGUGAAAUUACCCUCUAAAUCUGAUGAUGUUUUAAUAUAAUGUAAUGUUUGUAUAAUCACAGGGCCUUAAAUGUCUCUGGUUGUUUGAAUGUGCUAGAAAUUCUGUUGAAUUAUCACAUUUUGAAUCUUGCCUUUUUUUGAUUACUUGGUGUUGUAGAUUAGCCUAAAAUUAGCUUCUAGGGGUGGGGAUGGAAUAAGGGAGGGUGUGGUUGUGUCUUUUUGGGGGAUUUUGUUGUUCUUUUUCACUUUCAGUUGAAAUGCAAAGAGGCAAACUUCGAUUUAUCAAAGCCUUCCAGUGCAACUUACGGCAAACUUUUAAUGGAGUUUUAGUUGGGGAAAAACUGAGAUGAAUAUGUAGAUAUUAUUGCACCCAGCUCUUUGAUAGGAAACAAACAAGCUCGGCACUUUCAAUUAUGAUUUACUUCACCAAAGAACUGUGAGCUAGUAAAUUGAGGAAAUAGUUUAAUUUCUCUUUCUAACCAGGAUGUAAUUGACGUUUUGCCAGACUAGAUUGCAGUUUGGAGAAUGUGCCUUUUUUGUACAUUUACAUUCAGUUGUCAUACGUUUUAUGGGAAAAUAUGGACACAAACAAGCAUGAAGGAAGAUUUGGAUCCAACAAGUGCCACACACUGAUUUCGUCACUACAGAAAAAUGGAAAAUGCAACGUUAUAAAAUGAAUUGAACCAGGAAAGAAGACAGUUUGAAACUAUGAAAUUUCAAAAAAUACAAUAAUAAUUUGUUUUAACAUUGUGCAACAGAAUGUUAUUGCUAAAGUUUGAUAUUUUUUUUAUCAUAGUAGAUUUGAACAGGCUUUAUGAUUAAGUUGUCUUCCAGAAGCCUGUGUUCUGGCCAAUAGAUGGUAUGUUCUGGCCUGAUGGUUGCACAGACCGACCAGUUAUCUACCUCAGAGUUUACUUUCUCCUCUGUAUUGAGCCGGGUUAGCAGGUCCAGCCCGCCCUUCCAGACCAAACGCCAUGCUCAGGAGCUGGCAAUAUACACUUGUUUUCUUUCAGGUUGUUUUUAAUACUUUUUGAUUUUCUUCAAAAUAAUUGUUUUAUUUUUUAUGACGUAUUAUUAUAAUCAUUCGGAGGAAAAUUGUGCGUUGAGCGUGUUUUAGUUGUGUUCAGAAAUUCAGUUUCAUAGUUUCAAAAGUAGAACUGCUGCUUUCAUCACAAUUCCAGAUUCCAGAGGCUAAUAAAAGUGGUUGAAGAUAAAUAAAAGGUGGAAGUUGUGGUAUUUUCUGGAUCUGUGCUCCUGAGAACAUCAUUGUUGCUUUGUCAGAGUCCAGACAGACUUGCAGCAGCAUUUCCUCUGAAGUCAGCUUAAGUUGAGUUACCAAAGUAAAGGGCCAUUGUGACUAUACUUGAGAUUUCUGUGAAACGCCUGAGACUGAUAACUAAUACUGUUGAAUUCUUGUGAGGGUUAUGCUGCUAGUAAUGUCUGAACCAAGUGCCAAACUGCGUCUGGGUCAAGAGUUGGAAGGGUGCAUAAAGAAGGAAAAGCUCAUUUAAUUAACCAUCAUGUUAAACAGUCAUUCAGUUAUAUUGAAAAGUAGUAAUUUAUGAAGAGAGAAGUUUUUGUACAGAUUGUUUGAAGAAACAAAAGAUUUUCAUAGAGAUAUCUAUAUGAGAGUAAAUACUAUAAUAUUUUUUUUUUUUUUUUUUUACAUGUGCCACACAUUUGCCAGUGGUAACUUGUAUGUCCAGCUUAUGAAAACUUUCCUCUAUAUUUUUGUUUUGUAGAGUUUGUUAAAGCCAAAAAUAUUUUUUUCAGUACAUUGUUACUUAAGCGUUAUUUCUGUUCAUUUCUUCCAAUUUAAAAAAAAUAAAAACUUCCAUUGGAA